CCGCGAUGAUGCAACAGCAGCAGCAACAACAGCAGCAGCAACAUGCGUAUAUAUAUAAUGGCGUUAGGCAGAGUCAGCACUUAGUCUCUCGUAUCUAUAACAAGUUGAAGAUGAACUGCCUUCUUCUCCUUCUGGUUGCCGUCGGCCUCUCCUGUGUCAUGGUAGCGCACGCCUCGCCCACCAUAGGUCUGUUGGCCGGCUACGGCUCCCUCAGACCAUUCCAAUACCAACCCAAGCGGCACUUUCACGGGCCUGGCUAUGGGCGAUACCACGGCCAUGGCUACAGGGCCCCUCCCAGAAGGUACCGGCCCCACUUCGGCGUUCUCUGACGACGAAGAGAGCCUGAUGCUAUCCACCAUGGCACCUGUGCCUCCUGGAGACGAAGGACGAGUCGGAUACCUCGCAGGACGAGACCUAGCUGCUGCAGAUCUUCGCCAACAAAACUCGGCGCCCCACCCCCUACAGCGCCACCCUCAGCGACUGAGACCCGAACCAGAGACAGUACUCACGUUUGCUCUAGGGUACACUUCGAGACACGCACUUUAGCUUAUAUUAAGCUGGAUAUAUCAUAAUGGUGCCUGAAUAUUACCUGUUUUUAAGUAGUAAAUUGUACGACUGAUUUUUUGUUUUGUUUAGUUUUUUUGCUACAUUGUUACAUUCGUGGAAUAAAUUUGUUAUAGAAGA
Messenger RNA from Penaeus indicus, 684 nucleotides. RefSeq lists its product as uncharacterized. The transcript is spliced from 2 exons. Lineage: Eukaryota; Metazoa; Arthropoda; Malacostraca; Decapoda; Penaeidae. Bases 6 to 329 code for a protein of 107 amino acids. The record is from RefSeq and is a predicted model, not a curated record.